UCCAGCUCCCAUCCCUCCAGGACACAUCCCUCCAGGAUAUCCCUCCAGCUCCCAUCCCUCCAGGACACAUCCCUCCAGCUCCCAGUGAGGGAGGAGCAGUCGUGGGGAAGAUGAGCUGCAGCAGGUACCCCGUGGAUGUGAAGGCUGUUGGCUUCAUGCAAUGCAGGAAGCAGAAGAACUACAUGAUGUUCGUGACUUGGUCAGACCAGAACAACAUUCUCAUCUACCGGACAUUUGAAGACUUCAAGAAAUUCCAUAAAGAGCUGAAGAGAAAAUUCCCCAUGGAGAGUGGCUCCCUCAGGAGUUUACCCAGGUUUAAAGGUGUGAUUAUGCAGCACAGGAAGGGUGGGAAGCUGAACAGGUGCCUGGAGAUCCUGAAACUGCUGGAAACCUACUCCCAGGAGCUGCUGAAAAUGGACGCGAGAAUCUCCCAGGGGGGAGACGUGAAUCAGUUUUUCAAGGCUCAGACCCAGGACCUCGACCCCUCCUUCCCUGAAAACAGUGUUGUGAUCAUGCCAUCAGAAUUCAGAAGGGAAAAGAAGCAGCAGCCCAUCUCCAUCACCCUUCCCCAGGCGUCCCAGAGCUACCGCUGCGUCGAGAGCUUUGAAACCAAGGACACCAAGAACAGGAUGUUCACAGUGGCUCAGAAGGAAAUUGUUGAAGUGUUAAUCAAGGACAUGACUGGGUGGUGGCUGGUGGAAAAUGCAGACAAGCAGAUUGCCUGGUUCCCAGCCUCGUACCUGGAAGAGCUUGAUGUCCACGAGGACACCCAGAACACCUUUAGCUCAAAUGAGGAGGGCAGCCUGUACUUCGUGGUGCAGCCCUACGAGGCACAGAAGGCGGAUGAGCUCUCCCUGCACAGCGGGGUGGUCGUGGAGGUGCUCAGGAGCUCCGACAACGGCUGGUGGCUCAUCAGGUACAAUGGGAGCACAGGCUACAUGCCCUCCAUGUGCCUCCGGCCCUACAAGAACCCUCACCACAAGCUGCAGACCAUCAUCAACUCUGGGCUCAACGUCUCCACCCCAAACCUCUGCUCCUCCCUGUCGGCCCCCCAGCCCCGGGGUCAGGCCGUGGCACAGCCCAGGGCACAGCCUGGCUCUUCCUUCCACCUGAAUGAAGAAGAUGGGAGCUCUCAGAGGAGCAGAUCCAGGUCCCUGCCCAGGGCCAGCUCCACCUCGGACCUGGAGUCAGAGAGCUCCUCCCUGAGCUCUGGCAGCAGCAGCGAGCAGGGCGCCCACCUGAGCUGGAAGCCCGACCUGUCCCGCUCUCUGCCCGAAGUGGAGCAGGACAGGUGCUCCUCUGCCCUGGCCACGCACAGCACCAAGUCCCCACGCCUCACCCUCAGGGACAGGAACGACUCUGGCUUCGUGGAGUCGUCUGCAGCCGACCUGAGCUCACCCCUGCCCGACCCCGACCUGGCCACGAGCGUCCCCAAGGUGCCGGCGCGGCCCUCGGCCCACGAGAUCCUGCAGAGGUGCAGCACCGUCACCAAACGGGCCCUGCAGGGACACAGCCCCCGGCCUGGCAUGCAGGCACUGGUGCCCAGCCUGCACUAGAGGGGACAGGGGACAGGACACAGCCCGGGCAGAGCCAGGCACCCCUCACCAGAGCCCCGUGGGAACAUCAGCCCCUGGACUGUGGCUUCCCAAGGACACCACUGGAUCCCAAGGAAUACACCCACUGACAUCCAUCCCCUCCUUGGGCAGCACCCAUUCCUGCUGCAGCUUCACAGGGAGACUGGGAGCCAGAAGGGAGUUACUGGGAAAGGAUUGAGUGGUUUAACUCCUCAGGGGAGUCAGGGCAGCUGCGGAUCCAUCCAGCAGCUCCUAAGUUAGAGGUCACUUGGAAUUCAGUAAGUUCUCCCUCAGGCAGGUGUUCAUCCUGCCAUGCAGGAUGUGAACAGUUGAACAUUUCACAGUCACUGUUGCAUUAUUCCCCACACCAGGUGAGCUGCAGCCACCCCAGAGGGCAGAGAAGUGGCACCAGAGUGACUCAGAGUCACCAAUGGCAGCCCAAGCUACAGUUACUGGAUUGUGGGAGGGAAGGGAUGAUGCAGCUGUGAUGUCAUUUACCUGAACCCCAUAUUUAACAUAUAUAUAUAUAUAUAUUUAAACUGUUUAGGUUUUGGUGUUGGUGUGGAGUUUGGUUUUUUACAGCUUAGAUCAAUUUAGGUGGUGGAGAGGCCACCAGAUGGAUUGGCUGCAUCUGCUGAAUGGCUGUGAGAACAAAAAACCUGCUGGGAAGGAACCUCAUCCCUGGCUGUUCCCUCCAGCCACAAACAAGGGUGGCUGUGCAGA
Neopelma chrysocephalum (saffron-crested tyrant-manakin) is the source of this 2297-nucleotide messenger RNA. It is a transcript of the gene NOXO1, whose product is annotated as NADPH oxidase organizer 1. The record is from RefSeq and is a predicted model, not a curated record. Lineage: Eukaryota; Metazoa; Chordata; Aves; Passeriformes; Pipridae. Gene Ontology annotation, biological process: superoxide anion generation. The transcript is spliced from 9 exons. Bases 111 to 1556 code for a protein of 481 amino acids. Gene Ontology annotation, molecular function: protein binding; phosphatidylinositol binding; superoxide-generating NADPH oxidase activator activity.